Messenger RNA from Linum trigynum, 294 nucleotides. NCBI's taxonomy places the organism in Eukaryota, Viridiplantae, Streptophyta, Magnoliopsida, Malpighiales, Linaceae. The record is from the annotation of a GenBank genome assembly.
AUGGACAAGGAUGGGAAUCACCCUAGCACAAGUGUUGGUUUCAAUAGUGAGAGAGAAGACGAUCGAACUGCAGAGGCAGAGGCUGCCGAUCAAACGCAGCAUAACGCUGAUUUGAAUGUCGAGAGAGAAGGGACUAGAACUUCGCCAAUUGAUACCAAUAUUUUGGAGUCAGAAACCCCUUCGAGUGGAGAUGAAGAGGAGAGUGAAGUUGCAUCCGGAAUUCAGCAUGACGAAGUCCCUUUGAAUGACGAAGUCCCUUUGGAAAUUUUGGAAAUUCAGCAUGACGACGCUUAA